UUGGAAUUUUGGACAGCAGAGGCAGCUUUUGCGUUGGGUUUCGGCAUUUUUAUUGGGGUGUGGGGUCGAUGAUGCAUUAAAGAUGCUCGCGAUCCCGUGCUACGUUACCGUUUGUUCCUAGUCGGGCUGCUGCUGGCCUUGCUUGCGCCGGUAGCACAGCCUCCUAAUCUUCGAGUCUUCUUCCCUCCGCUGCAACUCUUCAUCAAGACGGCGACCAAAACCUCUUAUAGUAGUUAUAAAAGCACCGCCGCUAAGAUCAAUAGCAAUUGCUCCAUCGAGAUCGACGAUUCGCGCUCCGUCAUGUCUAAGGCUCGUGUCUACACUGAUGUUAAUGUUCUUCGCCCCAAAGAAUAUUGGGAUUACGAGUCUCUCACCGUUCAGUGGGGAGACCAGGAUGAUUAUGAGGUUGUUCGGAAAGUUGGAAGAGGAAAAUACAGUGAGGUUUUUGAAGGAAUAAAUGUUACCAGUAAUGAGCGGUGCGUCAUCAAGAUCCUCAAGCCUGUCAAGAAAAAGAAGAUAAAAAGGGAAAUAAAAAUACUUCAAAACCUUUGUGGCGGCCCUAAUAUUGUGAAGCUGCUUGAUAUUGUCAGAGAUCAGCAUUCAAAAACUCCUAGCUUAGUAUUUGAAUUUGUGAACAGCACAGAUUUCAAAAUUUUGUACCCUACACUGACGGAUUAUGACAUUCGCUACUACAUAUAUGAGCUUCUCAAGGCACUAGAUUACUGCCAUUCUCAAGGUAUCAUGCAUAGAGAUGUCAAGCCUCACAAUGUUAUGAUAGACCAUGAGCUGAGAAAACUUCGCCUGAUAGAUUGGGGUCUUGCUGAGUUCUACCAUCCUGGCAAGGAAUACAACGUUCGUGUAGCUUCGAGAUACUUUAAGGGGCCUGAGCUCCUUGUCGAUUUGCAAGACUAUGACUAUUCCUUGGACAUGUGGAGCCUUGGUUGCAUGUUUGCAGGAAUGAUAUUUCGCAAGGAGCCAUUCUUUUAUGGCCAUGACAACCAUGACCAGCUAGUCAAAAUUGCCAAGGUACUUGGUACAGACGAACUAAAUGCAUAUCUGAACAAAUACCAAUUAGAGCUUGAUCCUCAGCUUGAUGCUCUCGUGGGGAGGCACAGCAGGAAGCCCUGGUCCAAGUUUAUUAAUGUGGAUAAUCAGCAUCUAGUUUCACCGGAGGCCAUUGAUUUUCUUGAUAAGCUCCUCCGCUAUGAUCAUCAGGAUAGGCUUACUGCAAGGGAAGCAAUGGCCCAUCCAUAUUUCUUUCAAGUGAAAGCUGCGGAAAAUAGCAGGAUGAGGACACAGUAACCCUUCCAUAUGCAGGUACCUGAAAUAAGAAACUAAAAUUCGAUGGUGCCUUUCUGUUGGGGUGCAACAAGUUUGUGUUACAUGUUCCGACUAAAUGAUCAGUUGUCUCUGUUCAGUUCAAGGCAGAAGCUCAGGAAUUUAUUGUUUGAUCUCAAAACCGUCUCCUUGCUGAUAGAGAGAUUAAAUGUUGUAUUUUUUGUAUUAUGGUUUUCGCAUGAUUGUUAUUGUUUUUAAUCUUCACACACCUGAGAUUUUUUCAUUGAGAACUUGUAGAAUAGGUCUUAAAAACAUUUAUAUGGUUAUGUUGUUGAUCAAUUCUGCAUGCAUGAGGAAGAGUUCCAACUCAUCCAUGAUGGUGGCAGUGAUUGGUUCUCAAGAGCUUUCCCUGGCAAAAAUGAUGAAUAUCAUUUCACUCAGAUUCUCACUCA
Messenger RNA from Macadamia integrifolia, 1730 nucleotides. Its product is annotated as casein kinase II subunit alpha-2. Gene Ontology annotation, molecular function: protein serine/threonine kinase activity; ATP binding. Gene Ontology annotation, biological process: protein phosphorylation. The transcript has 10 exons. The record is from RefSeq and is a predicted model, not a curated record. The coding region runs from base 301 to 1302 and encodes 333 amino acids. Gene Ontology annotation, cellular component: cytosol; protein kinase CK2 complex; nucleus. Lineage: Eukaryota; Viridiplantae; Streptophyta; Magnoliopsida; Proteales; Proteaceae.